Molecule: messenger RNA, 8361 nt
Organism: Epinephelus lanceolatus (giant grouper)
Lineage: Eukaryota; Metazoa; Chordata; Actinopteri; Perciformes; Serranidae
Biological process (GO): axoneme assembly; retina development in camera-type eye; photoreceptor cell development
Cellular component (GO): axoneme
Source: RefSeq, a predicted model, not a curated record
GUUGAACAGCAGUCAUCAUGUAGAGCACGGAAUAACAUUUCAUGGAUCGCUUGGGAAUUUCAUGAUGCUGACGCAGCUAAUCACCAAUGAUGAAUGAGACAGGGUUUCGGAGGGUCCUCCCUGUCCAGUCAUCAGGGAGCGGGCACACCAUUGGCACCCUACGCCACCCAAGCAUCAUCGACCCUAUUCUAUCAAAGAGAGUCUGCUUUUACAAAAGUGGAGAUCCUCAGUUCAAUGGCCUACGCAUGGUCAUCAACAACCGCACCUUUAAAACAUUUGAUGCACUCUUGGACAGUCUCUCUAAGAAAGUUCCCCUGCCGUUUGGGGUGAGAAACAUCACCACUCCGCGGGGGGUUCAUGCAGUCUACACUUUGGAUGAACUGGAGGAUGGCAAAUCCUACAUCUGCUCUGACAGCCGUAAAGUAAAACCGAUCAAUCUGGCGCUGGCCAGGAAGAAGCUGCCGCCCUGGUACCACGCCAGGCCUGUUAGUUCCCGUCGUCGGACUGUGCAGCAGGCCAGGUUUUUCCCUGGCAGGAACAUUCACAAGCAGGAGCCUGUGCUUGUGCACACUCCAAAGAAGCUGCUGGUUUUUCGCAAUGGUGACCCCAGUGUAAAACACACUGUGGUGCUUAACAAGAGGACUACGCCAACGUUUGCGUCCAUCCUGGAAUAUAUAUCAGAGCUGGUCCAGUUUCAUGUCGUGAAAUUACACACAGCUGAUGGUAGACGUGUGGACAGUCUUCCAGGCCUGAUACUGUGCUCUGGGACUGUAGUGGCUGCAGGCAGGGAGCCAUUCAGGCAUGCAAACUACAAUGCACAGAAAUCACCAGCUCCAACAAUGCUGCCUACCAAAGGAAUGGUUCACAGGAGAUUAAAACGUAAAAAGAAGCCACUAUUAUACACUUCAAAGUCAAGAAAUUUCUCCCCCUCAUCAGAGAUGUACAUCAUGAAUCGGAUCCAUGACUCCAUCGCAGAAAGUUCAUGUGACCUACCCAGUCACUCCGUCGAGCUGGAGUCGGGUCGUAUGCUGGAGUCAGUACCAGAAACACCUGACACUUGCCUUGGUGUUGGAUCUGAAGGACAGGGAAGCUUGCUGCCCACAGAUGAUGACAUUGAAAAGUCCUUUCGAGUGAACCAAGAUGGCAGCAUGACAGUGGAGAUGAAGGUGCGGCUGACAAUCAAGGAAGAGGAAACCAUCCACUGGACGACCACUCUGUCACGCUCAAGUGUUGCCAAUCAGCUAAAUGCAGCCAGUUUACCAGAGCCUGAGGCAGAGCAGGAGAUCAGCUCACUAAAAUCAAAUUCACUGGAUUUACAAAGUCCUGCCUCCUCUAUUGACACCAUCAACCGGGACAAAACUCAGGAUAAUAAUGAUGAGGAUCCACCAUCGCUGAGCAAUGGCACUUUCAGUGAAAGUGGUAAUGAGGGCGAUGAUAUCAAAGAACAGACGGAAGUGAUGUCCCCUCGGAGAGCUCCUACACCAGGGCACAAACAAAUUAGAAAAAAGCAAGCCUCUGUGGAAAGCAUAACAUCAGUGACGGCAAAUGGGAUUCAGGAGGGUAUGAUCGGUUCUUACUCCUACAGGGAGCAGACAGGAAAUGGAGCCAUGACUGAGCAGUACUGCAUGGUCAAACAGAGCAGACCAGUGCCCAAACCUAGAAGACUUGGCUCUGUAGAUGCAAGCAAUAUUAACAGUAGAAAUGUAUCCACGUUCAAAUCAGCAGGGAUGACUGAAUUCCUACAGACUGAUUCCAGCAGAGAGGAGGCAACUGAAACUGUCUUCCACAUAUAUGAACAGCAGACCUGCCAGGAGAAUUUCUUUGCAAAUGUUUGUGCACAGGCUGCUGCUGGGAUUCCUUUCUGCAGGCCAGCUACUUCAGAAACUGGACAGCUCUCCUCUAAUAAUGAGUUUGAACCUCAGCUCUGGAGACCAUCGACAGCUUCAGAGUCAAUUAGCAUCUGGAGAGCUGAGAGCAUGUCAGUAACAUCUGAUUUAACCUUGCCUUCACUGAGGACUCAAGCAACAAAUGCUCGGCAACCAUACCAAAAGCCAACUAAAGGCAAAGGUAAGCCUCAACAAAGAGAGGUCAAUAAAGAUAGGAAGGUGUCCUCAAAACCCAAAGCGAUCAACAAACGUGUUCGCCGUCUAAUGUCACCAGGGAAGAGACAAAAAGAAAAUUCUGCAGCUGCAACAGAGAAAAGUAAGAAAGCAAAAACUUUCUCCAGUGCUGGCUUCAUUAGGAAAAUUUAUGGGAAUAAAUCAAAAUCAGCAAAAAGCAUGAUGAAGCUUAAAAAGGGACCAAUGCAAAAAGGAGACGGGGGCGUUGCAACAAAGAGCUCACAAGACUCAGAUGACACAAUAAAAUGUAUUCUCACAGAUCCAAACAUGCCAUCAGCAUCGACAGAAGCCAUGAAUGAGACAGUUUCUUUUGAAAAAAGCAGCCUGAACGUUGCUCCCAAUGAAGUAAGCCAGCCACGGGGAAUACUGACACGGCAGACAUCAGUGCAUCAGGAGAAAAAGAACGAAAACGGGUCCUAUGAUGUCAGUGAAAGCAUGUCACUGCCUGCUUUUAACUCUGCCAGCUCUGUUACUAAUGAAUAUGUGGAGAACUGGCUGGAGAAAGCCCAUCUUAACCCCACAGCCUACCCAGAUCAGGAAAGUAAAAUAUUAGAAGUACUUGAACAAACAGAAAACAGGUGCGGGGAGUCUGAAAAUAAGAAUGGUUUAACUGUGGCAGAUGAGGUAAAGCAUUUGGAGGAGACAUCAGAAAUACAAACUCUCAAAACUGAUCGACUGCCUGAGCAUGUGCGAGGAGCUUCUGUCAAGCAAAGAAUCAAGUCCUUUGAAAAUAAAUCAUCAAGUCCAUCAGUGGCAAAAACCACAGUCAAUCAGCAAACAGAAAACUACAACAGUUUGGCUCAGAAAAAUAUUAAAGAAAUUAAGCCUCUCUCGGAUCAUAACAGCUCUGAAAUAAUUCCACCAACUAAUGAGAUGUCAACAAAAAUGCCACCAGACAGUGAAGUAGAAAGUCCAGUCAAAAUCGCAUUUAAAAAAGCAACACCUUCCAGUACGCUUUCCAUGGAGCUACCACCACCACCCCCUGCUGAAAAUACUGAGCUGUCAGGCGCUGAAUAUGGUGAGAUGGAUGCAUCCUCAGUGGCCAGCAGCCCACUAUACAGGCUUUCAUCAGUGAGCAGUCAGCUGUCAGAUAAUCAUCCAUUAUCCAUCAGUCCUGCAUCUGACAAGGCCAUAUCACCAACUGACCACACAAUGCAAACAACAACAUCAAUUCAGACUGACGUUCCUCCCACGCAGAGAGAAGCACCAUUACAAAGAACUCCAUCCAUUAAAAGGGCCCCUUUGGUUAGUAAUACAUCUCUUGACAGGAAAAUGUCUCUCAGAAAGGCUUGUCUAGAUAAAUAUACUUUAUGUAGCGAUGCCACUUCAGAGACAUCAUCUACGCCCAUCAACAUAGUGGGUGAUAAUGUGCUGCCAAAUGGCGUCUGCUCCACGGGGAUACAACGGCCAAGUGAAACCUCACCAGAAGAGACACACCAAUCAAACAGCAUGUUAGAUUUGAAAAGUAGUCCGUCAUGUUCUGUAUCUCCGGCUAGUUUAACAACUGAAGAGAGGAUGUCACCAGCCAGUACUUUAUCAAGUGAGGCUCCAGCACUGAGUGAUCUUCCAUUUAAAGAGACAAAAACACAAUUUUUAACACAAAAAGACACAUCAUCACCGAAACCCUUGGUGAAAAAACCUUUUAGCAGUCCAUCUAUGGAGAGAAAAUCCCAAACCAAAAAAUUCUCUUCUGAGCUUCCUCAAAACUCUCCAAAAGCAUUACAUAACCACCCUCCAGAUAAAACUAGGUCACCAAAUAUAGGAAUACGAAGACAGCCAACACCAAUUGCUAGCCCCUCCACUGAGAGAAAGCUUUAUAAAUCUAGAAUGCAAAAGAGGCCAUCUCCAUAUUCUCAGUCUCUGGACAUGGUGUCACCACCCAUCAGACAUAAGUCAAGUGGAAAGUUGCUCUCCAGAAAUCUCUCCUCAGACAAUGCAAAGGAACAAAUACAAAGGAAAUCAUCCCUAAAGAAGCAUCACCAAACACCACAGUCAACAAAACCAACAUCUGAACUGGACAAAACACCAAUUUCCAACCCUCUCAUGCCAUUAGAAGUUGAUCAGAGUGAUGACAAUACAGGGACAGAUGACCUUUUAAGAGCAGAUCAAGAGAAAUCUAUAACUCAAAUAAUUCCACAGCCAUUAAACACCUCAAAUCAGCCAAACAUGAAACUUGUCCUUGAUAAGAUUUGCUACUCAAUAAAGUCAAUCAGACAAAUCACCCAGAACAAACGACCGUUAUGUCUGGAAAAGUCCAACAGCCUGCCGGACUUCUCCUCUCAUGUGGCCUCUACGUUCGGCUCAUCAUCUAAAGCUCUUCUUGCUUUCUUGUCUGUCAUGACCCUAAAGGAAGGCAUGUCUAGCUUGAACAUGGAUGAGCUGAAUGCAAACAAUGUCAGAUGUGCCGAGGCUUUAAGAAUGAUUGACUCUCUAAGAGAAAUUGCCAGCAUGGAGGAUUCCCAGAAGUUGAAGGCUAGUUUGUCCAAUUUGCAGCAGUCUGCUUCGAAGCAGCUCCUGCAAAGUUGGAAGGGUUUUCAGGAACUUGGUGACAAAUGCAAGAGUCGCAGCUCAACACCAAAUGGUUCAGAGCAAGAAGUCGAGACUGAGGGUGGUCCUGAAAAAGACUGUAGCAUUGAUGAAAAUGUCACUGAUGAGCUCAUGGAUAGUCUUGACAUACCUGAGGAGCUCAAGGAGGAAUUGGCCUCUCUUUCAGUGGGUGUUGUAUGUGAUAGUGAUGAUGAAGAAGAGACGCCUGCAAGGACAAUCAAAAAAGUGGAAGCAAAAGAUAACAGUAAUGCGAAGGAAUCCACUUUCUCCACAGAAGAUGCUGUUAAUGUCAGGGGUGUUACUCAAGAUGAAGAAGCUAAUGUUGACGUGAGCUCCAUCAUUAAAAAAUUCACAGACAUUGCCCAACCAAAACAAUCCAGCACAGGUAGUAUAACUAGAGACACUAAAGACAAGGAUAGCCUAUAUGGGCAGAAAGAUUCGGCCAAAUGUCCAUCAGCUGAACUUGAUAGACAGAUACCUGAAGAAAGGCAACCUGACAGUACAGUGUUUUUUGUAAAAGACAACGGGCAGCAAAGCCACGAUGAAAUCAAAACAAGCCAUGAAAAGGCUACCAUGAAUGAAGCAGUCAGCUGCACGAAAAGUCUUGAACAAGACAGUUGUACCUCGGAGGUAGAGGAGGAAGACAUGGAAGGUAAUCAGCUUCCCAUGCAUGGUGAGGAGAGCAUCCCUGAGAAUGAGCUUACCCUUGGUGAUGAGUCAGGUUCAGAUGAGGAAGGGCAGAACAUGUCAAGUGCCACUAAAGAUUUAGAGCAGAAUAUGACCUGUGAGCAAAGGGUAUCCAGCUCAGAGUCAGGUGAGCGACAUAGUUCAGAGGAUGAACCAGAAGCUGAAUGGGAGGAGCUACAAAAGGAGAGCAGGGGAAGUGACAACUUGUCCAACCGUGAAAGUCACUCUGAGGAAGAAGAGGAAAAGCUACAAAGCUCUGAUUACUAUGUAGAACUGAAUGCAAAGGAAAGAAUAUCCAGCCCAGAUAGCCAAAACAACUCUUUGUCAGAGGAAGAGCAGCAAAAGGUUGAAUGUGAGGUAGGCUCUAUGGGACCGAAUGUCAGUGUUGAUGAAAGCACGUGUAACUCAGAUGUGGAUGAUCCGUCUUCAGGGGAAGAGCAGCCUGAGGUUGAAUGUAAGGGACUAAAUGUUAUAAUUGAGGAAAGUUCAUCUGGCUUGGAGGAAGAGGAGGAAGAACACCUUGGCAAUCCUCUGGAUCACAGGGAACAAAUACCAAAAUGUAGAGAGUUAAAGGCUUUGAUAGAAGAGACAGAGGAAGAGAAGGUCAGCUCAGAUGAUGAGGACUACCAUGUUGACAAAACACAAAUUUGUGAUAAGACAAAAAGUCCUGUAGAAGGGGAUCUAAGCAAUUUGAUCGAGAAUCAGGAUUCAUAUCCCAAAAAGUCUGACAGUUUAAUGAAUACAGAAGAGGAUAGUGGGAAUGACCACAGCAGCUGUGACGAGCAUGUAGAGCUAGAGUUACCAAUGGUCAAAGAUGAACAGAUCAGCAGCUCAAAUGAAGAAGAAUUAAGCUAUGAUGAAAAGGAGUUCAGCUCAGAGGAGGAACAUGCCAAUAUGGGGAGAUAUAUAGAAGAGAGUGGUGCAGAAUACCAGGAAGCUCCUGCACUAGCAGCACAGUCUGAAGAUGCAAAAUAUGAAAAGGCUGUGAAAAAACUCAAGCAUAACUCCGAAGAAAUAAUAUCCCAAUCUGUGGCAGAGAGAGUAAUUCUUCUGGAAAAACAAGCUGCUGAUGCCCAGAAGACAACAGAAAGUUCUGCCAUCAGACGAUCCUCACAAAGAAAUGCCCCUCUUGAGUCAGAUGUCGAAGAUUCACCCUCUGAAUCACCCACAUCUCAGUCGGCUCCCUGCGCUCGUUUGCCUCCUCAGUCGUCCUUAUCUUUCAGCUAUGAUUCCAGCGGGGUUAUAACCACAGAGCCUGAAGGCAGCAGGGUCAGAAACAUCAGGGAAAUGUUCCUGGCAAAGAGUGCCACAGAUAUUCAGCAUGGGCAUGGACGUUUCCAGAGCCCGAAAAGAUCAGAGUUAAGAGCACAGACCUCAGCUAGUGGUGGGUAUCAGUCUCAAACAUCAAGUGAACUGUCCAGCGGCGAGGAUGAUUCAGCACGGAAAUCCAUCACUAAAGGCUUCGUGAGAAGAACGAUCGAAAGACUUUAUGGCAAAAGAGAUCCUGAUGAGGAAGUGAGUGAAAGGCCGCCAUCUGCGCCAAAACAGAAAAAGAAAGAGCCAUCAAGCAUUUUCUCUCCCUUCCACAUAGCCGGGUCCAAAGCAAUGUCUGAGUUGUCUUACUUUAAUUCCACUAAUGCAAUGGACACCUUAAGUGAAGCAGCACGUUGCAUUGCUUUUAAUGCACAAGUUGGGCCUGGAGACGGCGUCCCUAUUGAUCAUGAACAGUGGCUCCUUAGAGACAACACACUGAUCAGAAAGUCUGCUUCAGACCCAGUUGGUAUCAACAAAACCUUCACAAGCUCUUCUCAAGGAAUGUGUGAGGACACAGAGGAGGACACCCCAUAUUCCCUUUUCAGCACAAAGUCUGAAGUGGAAGACAAGAAGUCGUCACUUUCCAGGAAGUGCACCUACUUCUCGUUGCCCAAUUCUAGAGGUGAUUCAGACGCAUGUCAGGACGAGGCGAGCACGGUUAGCAAGAGCAGUGCGAAUGGUGACAGUAUCAUGGAUACAAAGGACAUUUCAGAGGACACCAAAACGUGGGCAGAGAGGAACGGCACGCUACCCGGAGUUGGUGUUAGUGACUUUAAGAUGAUGGAUAACAAAGUGCACCCGCUGGUAGAGCCUCCACCUGAUGGCGAGGCUGUAGUUGUACAGCCCAGGAAAGGUCAGGGUGUCAUGAGCAGGAGGAUUCAGGAACCUGAUAUGUUGGACAUACUGUAUGAUUUUUGUGGGCAGAAUUGUCCCAUCCUGUGAGGACAUUUUAGCUUUUUAACACACAAUCAAGACAAGGACUUUUUUCAUCUAAAUAAGUGUACAUUGCUUGUUGUUGGUGCCUACACUUUGAUGUUGCCAUAACCUUGGCAUAAUACACAAUCAUAUGUCAACUCAUUUGAGCCAACUACCGAAUGUGUUACAAGCCAGUGGAUUCAACCUUCAUAUUUUACCAUGAAUGUCAAGAGCUUGUGAUCACUUUGUCAGAUUAUGCUCCUUGUUUAAUGUGAAGUUUGUGAAUGUUUUUUCAUAACAUCGUGAUUGUGUAUUUGCCACGCACACUCCAGAGCAGCUCUUAUCUUCUUAUAGGUUGCCUGUCAACAGAUCAAGUACCCAGAGCAUUACUGUAAUCUUAUUUUAAAACUCUUAAAACAGAUCAAGUCCCCACAGAUGUCAGGCAACAAGGCCAAUCUGCACUGCACUGAGUGAACGGGUCAGUUUGUUGUUGCAGCUCAGGUUUGGGAUGAAGUUCAGGUCAAAAACGUGCUGAAAAAAGAAACCUGAAUGACAGGCUGUGUGCAGAUUGUAGGAAUUGAUUUAAUGGUGUUUUGUAUGGUGAUUCUCUAAAGUGUAAAUAAGACAUUAAUGAUUUUCACUAACCAUAGCUUAACAUAUUUAAAAUAACCUGAACUUUAUAAUUAGGAUAAAUGGUUUUUUGGUUUCAAUGUGGCAGCUGUGACAUUUUUGUCUCUUUAAAUUGAUGUGUCAGAAUAAAAUUGUGUGUUUACAAAUA